This is a messenger RNA of Purpureocillium takamizusanense, 342 nucleotides long. RefSeq lists its product as uncharacterized. Lineage: Eukaryota; Fungi; Ascomycota; Sordariomycetes; Hypocreales; Ophiocordycipitaceae. The transcript has a single exon. Bases 1 to 342 code for a protein of 113 amino acids. The record is from RefSeq and is a predicted model, not a curated record.
AUGCGCCAUGUCGGGACAAACGGCGUCAAUCCCUACGGCGUUCUCUCUCGCCGGCCGCUCGGGUGGGAUGGCGGCGGUGAGCUUGCCUUUUCUUACACUGCACAUGCAGCCAGGUCUUUGUCGGCGCAGGGCUGGCUGGCUGGCUGGCUCAGGGUGUCCGUCGCGUUGUUGGCCGCCAACCCACGCCGAGAGAAUGACACGGAACUUGCCCUGGCUUCUGGAUCCAGGGAGAGUGUGGGCUGCCUCGGGCCACGGGAGAACAAUCUGUCUCUUCGCUCUUCCCCAUCCUCGCGGGCCGAUGUCGCCCGUGCCUUCGCGAUGCGGCGCCAACUCCGUCAGUAA